Messenger RNA from Aspergillus calidoustus, 1665 nucleotides. NCBI's taxonomy places the organism in Eukaryota, Fungi, Ascomycota, Eurotiomycetes, Eurotiales, Aspergillaceae. The record is from the annotation of a GenBank genome assembly.
CUGCUCCAUCCUAAUCAGCCAUUCUCAAGAGCAAACUGUUUUUCCUUACUUUUCCUUUCGUCGAAGUCCAUGCACGCAGCACCCCGAAAGCAAGUCAGGCUUCAUACAGAGGCAGACUAUGCCUGGUCUCGCCCGUAUGGCUUGGUGGAGAAACCCGGAUACUACCCCUAUGAACCUGAGGCGUGGGUUUAUUGUGACAGAUUUUCUUACGAAGAAGGCGAAACUGUGUCACUGAAAACACACACCACCGCUAAAUCGUACGAUAUCGAGAUCAUUCGGGAUGGAUUUCGUCCUAAAACUGUCUUCCUUAAGACCGGGCUCCCAGGUCGUAAGUGUGAUACUCCACCAGACGCUUAUGCAAAGGGUUGCAGAUGGCCAGAGGCGCUUCGAAUCCAUCUAGAGGAGGGGAAGUGGGAGUCGGCCUUCUAUCUCGUGAUCAUCCGCAUCAAAGAGUUCCAUGGCCGGAUCCACGAGCGAGAAGGAUUCUUCAUCGUAAAAGACCGACAGCGCAAAAGUGCCCAUGUUUCCACGGGUGACUUCGUUUUGGUUCACGCUACCUCGACACUCUUGGCGUAUAACGACUGGGGGGGUGCAAACCACUAUCGCGGCAUUCCAGACGGUUAUCAAGACGAUGAACCCUCGCCGUUGUCGAGCACUCAACGUCCCAUCGCGCGAGGAAUGCUCAGGAUUCCCCAGAACGCUCCUCGCGAGGCCAACGGACCGAUGAAGGUGCGCAUGGGCGACACCCCUCGAUUCCCGAGUCUCGAAUAUGCCUGGUAUUUUCGCUAUUCAAGACACUAUGCAGAUGCCGGGUGGGCAACGUAUGAGAGACCGUUUGUUGUUUGGGCAGAGAAGAACGGCUACCGUGUCCAUCAUCUGACACAAUCAGAUUUGCAUUCAGAGCCUGAUUGCCUCACAGGAUACAAGGUCGUUGUGUGCGUUGGACAUGAUGAAUAUUGGUCAUGGGAACAGCGCGAUACCAUGGACGCUUUUGUCGACAGGGGCGGCAAGCUGGCACGUUUUGGAGGCAACUAUAUCUGGCAAGUUCGAUUUGACAAGACCCUCCAGACACAGUACUGUUAUCGCGUGCCCCAGGCUGACCCGGCAACGGAGCUUAAUCCCACACGAGUCACUACCUUCUGGGAUUGCCCGUUAAUUGGGAGACCUGGCGCGCAGACUGUCGGUCUCACGGGAAUCAUGGGUUUUUACACAAGGUAUGGAAUGGCCGCGCCACGAUCCUCGGGGGGGUUCCAAGUUUACCGACCGGAACAUUGGGCGUUGGUUGGGACAUCAUUGCAGUACGGGGAUAGCUUCGGCACUGAUCCAAUCAAUAUCGCUGCAUUUGAGGUCGAUGGCGUGGAUUACGAAUUCCGCAAAAGCCUGCCCUAUCCAACUGGAAACGACGGAGCCCCAAUGAAUUUAGAGAUUAUAGCAAUGUGUCCGGCAACUUUUGGAGAGAGGGAUAUCUCAGGCGGACAAGAGCCUAUCGGAGGGCCCCUACGUGAGGUAGCAGAAGUUAUUGGGCUUGCAUUCGAGGGUUUUGAGCUUCCUGAAUACCUCCGAGACCGUGAAUAUGGCUCUGGAAUGGUCGCAAGCUUUGAGAAGGGAAAAGGCGAAGUCUUUUGUGCUGGAACGUGUGAGUGGGUGGCGGGCCUAAAUCCGUAG